This is a messenger RNA of Cryptomeria japonica (Japanese cedar), 1124 nucleotides long. RefSeq lists its product as uncharacterized. The record is from RefSeq and is a predicted model, not a curated record. The transcript has 3 exons. NCBI's taxonomy places the organism in Eukaryota, Viridiplantae, Streptophyta, Pinopsida, Cupressales, Cupressaceae. Bases 282 to 1124 code for a protein of 280 amino acids. Gene Ontology annotation, biological process: NAD+ metabolic process. Gene Ontology annotation, molecular function: kynurenine 3-monooxygenase activity; NAD(P)H oxidase H2O2-forming activity; FAD binding.
UUUCACAAGCCAAAGCCCAAGUAUUUUAAGGUGCGAUUAUACCAGCGUUAGUCCAUAGGAUUUCAGCAGAAAUCCGCAGUUAAGCGCGUUUAGUUGGGAAUAAUUAGUGAGAUGGGUGACCUCCAGAGAAAUCCAGAGAUUGCACCGUUGAAAGAUAAAAAUAAAAAAAAUAAAACACUUUCCAGUGAAGUUGGGAGAAUGCAUUACAUCGUAAAGCUUUUACGAUAUGAGCCAACGUACGCGCACUGUUUUAAUUUGAUUGGAAGCUUUUCUGAUUGAAAAUGUGUGGAGGGGUGGUAAUUGUUGGAGCAGGGCCUUCCGGCCUGCUGCUUGCCCAUUUGAUCCUCUCCAACCCUCGUCCCCAACUUCUUCCUGUUCGCAUUUUCGAGUCCAGGAGCGACCCUUCUCUUCCGAUUCCUACCUAUAAGACGAGGCAAUAUUGUGUGGGCUUAAGUGCUAGAGGCCGCGAUGCGAUCAGUCAUGUAGAUAACCUAUGGGAAGCAGUACAGGAAAAAGGUGUUCCUACCUCUCAGUUUGUAAUCCAUACUGGCUCUAGAAGCAUUCCGUUGAAACGCAAUCCUGAGAAACCGUCCCUUCUAAUAAAUCAAAGAUUACUAGCUGGUACUCUUAUUUCUGAGUUGAGGAGCCGAUAUCCACAGGAUCAGUUGGAGAUUCUCUUUGAGAAGCGCUGUGUUUGGGCAGACUUUGAUGCUCAUACUGUGACAUUUGGCAGUAGAAAUGAGGAACCUACCCAGUACAAUUUGCUUGUUGGGGCUGAUGGAGUCAGAUCUACCGUUAGAGAGGAAUUCAUCAGGCAGAGGGGUUUUAACUAUCAACAAAUAAACAUGCCUUACACAUUUAAAGUUCUUAAUGUAUCAAGGCCACGAGAUUUGUCUCCAAAUGCGGUGCAUACAUUUAGAAGAUCAAAAGAAGAAAUAGAGGGAAAUCAGAGCUGGUUUAGCUUUCUUAAUUUCUUGGGUCGUGCUAGAGGUUCAUCAGUCAGAUAUGGUUGUUUUCCUGCAUUGGGUGAUGAGAUGUCUGUACUGAUUGAGUGGACACCAUCAUCAACUCCAAAAGAUCUGUUAAAAAUAAUUUCUCCAAUAGAGGUUCUCUCUCAAACUUAA